CCCCUCCCCCUCCCCCCCCCUCCCUCCCCCUCCCCCUCCCCCCCUCCCCCUCCCCCCCCCUCCCCCCCUCCUCCCCUCCCCCCCCCCCCUCCCCCCCUCCCCCCCCCCCCCCCUCCCCCC
This is a messenger RNA of Indicator indicator, 120 nucleotides long. RefSeq lists its product as uncharacterized. The transcript is spliced from 2 exons. The annotation marks the transcript as partial. Lineage: Eukaryota; Metazoa; Chordata; Aves; Piciformes; Indicatoridae. The record is from RefSeq and is a predicted model, not a curated record.